Miniopterus natalensis is the source of this 6803-nucleotide messenger RNA. RefSeq names its product kelch like family member 24 (gene KLHL24). NCBI's taxonomy places the organism in Eukaryota, Metazoa, Chordata, Mammalia, Chiroptera, Miniopteridae. The record is from RefSeq and is a predicted model, not a curated record. Gene Ontology annotation, molecular function: protein binding.
GACGCCGGGGCUGGAGGAGCGCUGCGCCGCCAGCCGCUAACGGACCGCUGGGGCCGCCGCUGCUGGUCACUGCUGCUGGCCGCCUCCAGCCUUCUUCGCGAGGUGUGGAAAUUAAAACACAAAUAUUUUGACUGAGGCUUUGAUCAAGCAAAUGCUAAAAAGCCACGUAAAGAAGAUCCCUAACAGUCAUUUCUCAGCAAUUAUAUAGUCAACUGAUGUAACGAUGGUCCUAAUAUUGGGACGAAGACUAAACAGAGAGGAUCUUGGGGUGCGUGAUUCCCCAGCAACGAAGCGUAAAGUUUUUGAAAUGGACCCUAAAUCUCUGACAGGCCAUGAAUUUUUUGACUUCUCUUCAGGAUCAUCCCAUGCUGAAAACAUACUCCAAAUAUUUAAUGAAUUCCGAGAUAGCCGCUUAUUCACAGAUGUUAUCAUUUGUGUGGAAGGAAAAGAAUUUCCUUGCCAUAGAGCUGUCCUGUCAGCCUGUAGUAGCUACUUCAGAGCUAUGUUUUGUAAUGACCACAGGGAAAGCCGCGAAAUGCUGGUUGAAAUCAACGGUAUUUUAGCUGAAGCUAUGGAAUGUUUUUUACAGUAUGUUUAUACUGGGAAGGUAAAGAUCACUACAGAGAAUGUACAAUAUAUCUUUGAAACAUCAAGCCUCUUUCAGAUCAGUGUUCUCCGUGAUGCAUGUGCCAAGUUCUUGGAGGAGCAACUUGAUCCUUGUAAUUGUUUAGGAAUCCAGCGCUUUGCUGAUACCCAUUCACUCAAAACACUCUUCACAAAAUGCAAGAACUUUGCAUUACAGACUUUUGAGGAUGUGUCCCAACAUGAAGAAUUUCUUGAGCUUGACAAAGAUGAACUUAUUGAUUAUAUUUGUAGUGAUGAACUUGUUAUUAGUAAAGAGGAGAUGGUUUUUGAAGCCGUCAUGCGUUGGGUCUAUCGUGCUGUUGAUCUGAGAAGACCACUAUUACAUGAGCUCCUGAACCAUGUGAGACUCCCUCUGUUGCAUCCCAACUACUUCGUUCAAACAGUUGAGGUGGACCAAUUGAUCCAGAAUUCUCCUGAGUGUUAUCAAUUGUUGCAUGAAGCAAGACGGUACCACAUACUUGGGAAUGAAAUGAUGUCCCCAAGGACUAGGCCACGAAGGUCAACUGGCUACUCUGAGGUGAUAGUUGUUGUUGGCGGCUGUGAACGAGUUGGAGGAUUUAAUCUUCCGUACACCGAGUGCUAUGAUCCUGUGACAGGAGAGUGGAAGUCCUUGGCUAAGCUUCCAGAAUUUACCAAAUCAGAGUAUGCGGUCUGUGCCCUAAGGAAUGACAUUCUUGUUUCAGGUGGAAGAAUCAAUGGCCGUGAUGUCUGGAUUUAUAAUUCACAGUUAAAUAUUUGGAUCAGAGUUGCUUCUCUAAACAAAGGCAGAUGGCGUCACAAAAUGGCUGUCCUCCUUGGUAAAGUAUAUGUUGUUGGAGGCUAUGAUGGGCAGAACAGACUUAGCAGUGUCGAGUGUUAUGAUUCCUUUUCAAAUCGAUGGACCGAAGUUGCUCCCCUUAAGGAAGCAGUGAGUUCUCCUGCUGUGACUAGCUGUGUAGGCAAAUUGUUUGUGAUUGGUGGAGGACCUGAUGAUAAUACUUGCUCUGAUAAGGUUCAAUCUUAUGAUCCAGAAACCAAUUCUUGGCUACUUCGUGCAGCUAUCCCAAUUGCCAAGAGGUGCAUAACAGCUGUAUCCUUAAACAACCUGAUAUAUGUUGCUGGUGGACUGACCAAGGCAAUAUACUGUUAUGAUCCAGUUGAAGAUUACUGGAUGCACGUACAGAAUACAUUCAGCCGUCAGGAAAACUGUGGUAUGUCUGUGUGUAAUGGUAAAAUAUAUAUCCUGGGUGGAAGACGGGAAAAUGGAGAAGCCACAGACACUAUUCUCUGUUAUGAUCCUGCAACAAGCAUCAUCACAGGGGUAGCUGCAAUGCCCAGGCCAGUGUCCUAUCAUGGCUGUGUGACUAUCCAUAGAUACAAUGAGAAAUGCUUUAAGCUCUAAAGCCAGGAUACUUCACCCAAGAAGCCACACCGAUCCAAGAUGAGAGGUUUUAAAAGCUCCAGAGUGGGAACUUGGCCUAUCUCCUUUGUGCCAUAUGCACAAGAAGUAAAAAUAAUAAUUGUGGUGCCUUUCUCCCCAAAAAAUCAAUCUUUCAAACUGUAAUAAAGCCUUUCCUAUAAUUGGAAAACAAACGGGGUUUGGGUUGUUGUUGAAGGUAAUAGUGGUAUUGCUUGGGCUUUGAAAAUGUACCUUUGUAAAUAUUUGUGAGAAACCUAUGUGGAAUAGGAAAUAAUGUCUGUCUGUAUACCUUUUAGGCGUUUGUAAAUGGUCUCUUCAUUUAUAUAUGUUUAUCUACAAGACUGUAUAUUCCUUAUUUUGUCAUAUAUAGAGAUAGAAAAUUGCACAACUUCAGGCUUCAUUUAGGUUGAAUCACAUAAUGCUUAGAACACAUUCUAAGAAGGAAAAAUCAGUUUUAAAAAUCUGUGUCACUAAAAAUAUAUACAAACUGAUUAAUUUUAUUCAAAGGUGUUUUUUUCUGUAAUUGAUUAAAAUAUGACAGCAAUUUGAGUAAAAUACUGAAUUAUUACUUCAUGCUUAGAAUUGCUGUCUUAUAUUAAACAUAUUUUUGAGAGGAGGUUGGGUUGGAGAUAGAAAAGCAGAUGCCAUUAAAAUGACAGGUUAAUUCCUAAGAAAAAAUUAUUUAGGAUCCAUUGAAGGGAAAAUGACUCACUGUGGCUCUCAAAGUAUUUACGUAUCAUCUCUAAAGCCUCUAAGGAAGUACCUUCUUGUGAACCUGGCAAAGGAGUUGAAAUCCAUUUUGCAAUAUUAUCUUGUGAAAAGCAGAGACAGAUUUUCUCCCUAGCUCAGUAGGGUUUGACCUCAUUAAUAUGGUGCUUUGGGUGAGGACCUCCUCCCUGGUUAUCCUACUUUCAUGUGAACAGCUAAAAGUCCUGGGAGUCUCUACUGUUAAGUUGCCUUUAAAGGGUAAACCAGGGACCACCUAGCUCAGUGGGUCCAUUUUUCUUUUAAAAUUAACUGUCUGAAUAAACUAAUGGCAAUAGUUGCAGUCUUCUAAGAGAAAUCUUUCACUUGGUACAAUUGUGUAAACUAUUGGUCAACAUUCUCAAGCUUCUAUACAACAGAUUGCCCUUGUGUAGGUUUUUCAACUCCAAUUUAUAAAGCUUAUGAGUUUUCAUAGAUGAAUUUAAAAUUUCUUUCUAAGGCAAAUGGAGUAGCAGGAACUACAGCAUAAGUGACUAUUGUCAUUUCUGGGUGUAUUGAUAUAACUUACAUUUUAGGGAUGUUCCAGGUAGCCUGCUAUGUUUCAACUUUCCAGCCACUGUUGUCAUCUUACAUUAUAAUUAAUAUGCUCCUUGUCAUAGGAGAAAUGAUGCAAAUAUGUGAUUGAAGUGUUACCACAUUUCUGUUAAAACCAAGAUAGUAAUAAAUAACAGCAGUAAACUAUUUUUUUGUCCUAGAAUAACAGAGAUUUCAAAUAAACUAUAUGGCAUCAACUUAAAUGCUUAGCUGGAAUCUGAAUUCUGAGGAAAACGCUAAAAAACUUUUAAACUUUUAGGGAAUUUUUACUUUUCAAAUCAUAAUUUUUAAUGAUAUAUACCUUGUGAUAAUUAUCAGAGCAGUUCAGAAAACAAUUUUCUGUCAUUUUAAUUGAAAGACAGUUGUAUGUACUAUUAGGAUACUUGUUUUAAUUUUUGAGUAAACAUCAACUUUUACAUUACACCCUUUGUGUAGAUAGUGGAACCUAUUUAGUUCAGAAAUUCUUUCAGUAGAUGAGAUAAUGUUUGAGAAAAGUGUAAAUGCUGAGGAUUAUACAGAGGAUACUUGUUACUUCAUGUUUAUUUAUAAGAUCAUACCCAUUCAUAGAUACAGACAUUUCACAUAAAAAAAUAUUUUCUCAAGGUAACUUGUAUUUUGGUACUUUUGUCUGUUGUAAAAGUAGAUUAACUAUUGUACUGUGUUAUUCAUUUUUAAUAUCCAUAUGUUCACUGUAGUAAUUUGAAAUGCAGUUCAAUAGAACAGAAUAUGUUUAAACAUAGACCUCAUACCAAUAUUGUUUAAUUUUUUUUCUCUACAUAAUUUAAAACUAUAUCAAUUAAGUAGGUCACCAAGAACUUAGUUUGAAUACUAGAAAAUUAAAAAACUAUUUUUAAAGUUACCCAAAUGAUAUUUUAAUAUCCUUUAAUUACUUAUCUUCCUUUACUGAUUCUUGGUAAAUAAUGGUGUUACCAUUGAUAAAACAAAAAAGAAUUUUAGGAUAUAAUAAGUAUAUCAAAAUGGAUAUGUCAGCCAAAUUGGUCAGAUUAUUUUCAUACUGUCAUCACAUAGCUGACAGAUUUUCUUUGGAUAGGUAAUGCUCCUAUAAGCCUUUGAGUUAAUGUAUAUGUAUAUAUAUGUGUAUGUAUGUAGAUAGUAGAUAGUAUGGUCAUGUACACACAUAUAAACAAACACCAAGAUUUGUAUCAGUUUGUAAUGAUCAGAAUAAAAGCACAUAAGUUAAAAAUUAACUGACCUUCUUAAGUUCGAUUUCAGAAGAUUUUUUAUUUGGGCAUUUCUAGAAUACUUUUUUACAUCUGAAAGUACAUGAUGAGCAUUAGCAUGAUGACUUGUAUACAGUCAGAAUCUAUAUAAUACAUAUGGUUUUACAAGAUCAGAGAAUAAAUUGGCGGUGGAGAUGCGUUUGCUAAACCCACUCAGUGGGAAAGGGAUUGAAGGACAUGUUUUGUGGAUCAACAGAAAAGUAGUUUAUUUUCUCAUGAAAUUGAAUCCUCUCCCGUGUGUUCUUAGAUGAGAGUAAAUGACAGAGUGGUCUGGUUUUUACCACAGGAGACCUUCCUUUCCUACCCCACUCUUCCCACUAACUUGACCACACACGAAUGAAAUGGCAGCCUAUUGGAUUUUAAGUAAACUUUUUUCCCUCUAGAUGACUGAAAUGUAGGUAUUCAUUCCAUUUAAACCAGGUGUUAAGAAAAAUGAUGUAAAUACUCAGGGAGGGUAUUAAGUUAUCAUUUUUCUUAUUUGGGAGUUUAAAGUGCCAUAACUAAAUAACCUUCAGUUCAUGAUUCUAGAGUAAAUUGAAUUGGGUCAAGGGGCUUCACACAUGGCCGGGGUUGAACAUUCAUUCUUUUAUAUUUGGGAAGAUGAAAAUGUUUCGCGGACUGAUACACAUUUUCUCUUAGUGAAUAUGGAUUGUUUAUUAUCUCUACUGUCAAAUACUCUUUUUGAAACUCAGGAAAGACAAAGGUUCAAUUAUAUUACUUUUGUCAGUAUGCAAACCAGGUGUGUUUUGUUUUUUUUCCUGUUGUCUGGAUAUGGCAAUAGAUUUUUUUUUUUACUUGCUGUGAGAACCCAUACAUAAAAAGAGAGGGGUCGAGUUGUUUGUGUGUGCCUAUUGUGUCUUGAGAUAUAUAUGUGGAAAAGACAUCUACUCCAGACUGUAUUUUCAAAGAGGAAAGAUUGCUAUUUAUGUGGUGCCACGUGAUAAUGUCUGUUAAAGGCUUCCUAUGGACUGCCUUUAUUUUAGUAAACUCAAGACACCAGUUAACCUCAACAUAAUUUUGGCCUUAUUAGAACUUGUGCAUUAUAUUGAAAGCCAGGUUUACAUCACCUCACCCCAUUAUUCUUUUUAGUUAAGUAAAUAUAUUCACCAUAUCAUGUAACCAGAUUGGGGCAAUUUGGUUGACCUUUAAGGCAGUAGGUUUGACUAGCUAGCUGUACUUACUGUCAGAUCUAAUGCUAGGCACCAGAAACCACUUGAGCCAGGAGUGUGAAUUGAGAACUCCAGAGACAUUUUCAACGUACUUCAAACAUUUUUAAAUGUUUUAUAUGAAUGUUUUACAUAUGUGUGAUUGCCUAGAUAUUAAAUUUACUUAGUGCUAAAGAUGUUCAUCAUAAAUAAUUUUUUUAAAACAGCAGUAGUCGUAACUUAUUUUACAUAUUGUUCCAAAGAAAAGAAUUUUACUGUUUUAAAAAUAACUGCAUCUGAAUUUGUGCCUUAAGUUCUCCAGUGCUAUUUCACCUUUUUUUCAAUCUAAAUAAAGCUUAGAAAAGUUUCAUAUCUGUUUCCUAUAGAAUGAAUAAAUCUCUUAAAAAUUGUUUUCAUUUCAGCCCUUCUUAAAUUUUUUAAUUAGCACCAACUGUGGUUGCUUGGCCGAAUGAGAAUGCUAAGAAAGGUUGUUGGGUGUUUGGAGUUUUAUUAUUAUAUUUUUUGGUUUGUUUGGGGUUUUUUGUUGUUGUUUUGACACCAAGGUGCUUUUUAAGAUAUUUAGAAAAAACAUCCAUCUUACAUUGAUUAAUAAGCCCUUGUAAACAUCCUUUACAAUAUCGAGCAUCUAAUGUCAAAAAACUAAAUCUUAUUUUUAUUCCAUUAUGUACUUUUUUUUUUUUCCCUCUACUGAUUUUUUCAGUUAACUUUCUUGGAAAAGUUCUUACUCUUCCCUUUCCCAUCACCCCUCCCAUGGUUUCUUUAUUUAAAUUUUUGUUGAGAGUUUCUGGAGCUAUCUGAGACAACACAAUUACAGAGUUGAACAAAAGUAUAAUAUGCUUUAGAACUUGUACAGACCUAUGGCAGACAAAUGCCAUUUGCCUUCAGUUAGAGGCUCUAGAGUCUUCACAGUGGAAAGAGAAAAAAAAGGCUUUGUAUUUCUUUGUUCUCAAUUCAAUUGUAGCACAUUAAUACUUACAUGUUCUGUUUAAAUAUACUUUGUGCAUAGUAUUUUUUAAAAGUUGUAUCUAAUAAAAUGUCUUUUAACCAUUAUUA